AUGGAUUAUGGACUAGAUGUGAGUUACCACAUGGUAUGGUUGGGCGUGGAGAAAACAAAGGCCGUUAUUCAUGGAGAUCACUCAUCAUUGUUUGACCAGCUGCGGUGGUAUUGGGAUGCUGUGAUGCGUUACAGUCUAGGGAGUUAUGUCAAUAUUGACUAUGAUGCGAGAAGUCAACAGUUUUGUCGUUUCUUUGCAUCAUUCGCUACGUGUAUUUCUGGGUUCAACUCUUGUCGGCCUUUAUUAUUCCUGGAUAAAACAUUCCUUAAAGGAAAGUACAAAGGUCAGCUACUUGAGGCAAUGGCGAAAGAUGGAAAUAAUGGUCCAUUUCCUAUUGCAUUUGCGAUUGUUGAUUUAGAAACCACGACCAAUUGGUCGUGGUUCUUGCACGAACAUGGGAAGAUUAUUGAUGGUAAGCGCCAGAUUACUUUUAUUUCGGAUUGUAAUCUUGGUCUGUUAAAAGUUAUGCCAAAGGUGUUUCUAUCGGCUCACCACGAUUAUUGCUUACAACACUUGAAGAGUAAUUUAAGAGACCAGAUUAAAGGAAUUGAUAAUGGAUUUAGGGAUCACUUAGUUAGUAGUUUGGGUGACUGUGCUUACAAGCCAACUGUGUUAGAGUUCCAUGAAAAGCUUGCCAAAUUAAAAGAUGAGAGUAAGCAACGAGCACAUAAUUUUUUCAAGCAAUUGGCAUCUGAGCACUGGGCCAAAUUCAUACUUCAAUUAAUAGUUGUUUCCUAA
Messenger RNA from Camellia sinensis, 738 nucleotides. The record is from RefSeq and is a predicted model, not a curated record. NCBI's taxonomy places the organism in Eukaryota, Viridiplantae, Streptophyta, Magnoliopsida, Ericales, Theaceae.